Eurypyga helias (sunbittern) is the source of this 353-nucleotide messenger RNA. RefSeq names its product caudal type homeobox 1 (gene CDX1). The record is from RefSeq and is a predicted model, not a curated record. Gene Ontology annotation, cellular component: nucleus. The annotation marks the transcript as partial. The transcript has 2 exons. Gene Ontology annotation, molecular function: DNA-binding transcription factor activity, RNA polymerase II-specific; RNA polymerase II transcription regulatory region sequence-specific DNA binding. Lineage: Eukaryota; Metazoa; Chordata; Aves; Eurypygiformes; Eurypygidae. Gene Ontology annotation, biological process: anterior/posterior axis specification; embryo development; regulation of transcription by RNA polymerase II.
GCAAGACUAGGACGAAAGACAAGUACCGGGUGGUGUACACGGACCACCAGCGCCUAGAGCUGGAGAAGGAAUUUCACUACAGCCGCUACAUCACCAUCCGCCGCAAGGCUGAGCUGGCUACUGCCCUGGGGCUCACCGAACGGCAGGUGAAAAUCUGGUUUCAGAAUCGGAGGGCGAAGGAGAGGAAGGUGAACAAAAAGAAGAUGCAGCAGCAAAGCCAGCCCACCAGCACCACAACACCAACCCCACCAGCCGUCGGCACGCCGGGACCCAUCGGAGGCCUCUGCAGCAGCAGCGCCCCGAACCUCGUCUCUUCAUCUCCGCUGACUAUCAAGGAGGAAUUCAUGCCUUAA